Molecule: messenger RNA, 3429 nt
Organism: Dipodomys spectabilis (banner-tailed kangaroo rat)
Lineage: Eukaryota; Metazoa; Chordata; Mammalia; Rodentia; Heteromyidae
Gene: Tmf1
Product: TATA element modulatory factor 1
Exons: 17
Coding region: 35-3337 (1100 amino acids)
Cellular component (GO): endoplasmic reticulum; Golgi apparatus
Source: RefSeq, a predicted model, not a curated record
CGCCGCCGCCGCCCGGGGCGGUCGAGGAGCGGCAAUGAGCUGGUUCAACGCCUCGCAGCUCUCCAGCUUCGCCAAGCAGGCGCUGUCCCAGGCCCAGAAGUCCAUCGACCGGGUCCUGGACAUUCAGGACGAGGAGCCGGGAACCUGGGCCGACACCAUUCCCUACGGGGAGCCGGGCUUAAGUCCCCAGGUCAGUGGAGGAUGGGAUACUUCCACCUGGGGAUUGAAAUCAAACACUGAACCACAGAGUCCACCGACGGCCUCUCCUAAAGCCAUCACAAAGCCGGUGAGAAGGACUGUAGUAGAUGAAUCUGAAAAUUUCUUCAGUGCCUUUCUCUCUCCAACGGAUGUCCAGACUAUUCAGAACAGUCCGGUGGUAUCAAAGCCUCCAGCUAAAUCACAACGACCGGAAGAAGAAGUGAAAAGCACUUUACAAGAAUCCUUAAUCUCUGGACCGUCAGAAGUUACAGAGACAGCUGAGUCAGAAGUGAGAGACCCUGUGUGUGUACCAGGGAAAACUGUGGCAGUGGACUCAUCACCUCAAACUGAAGGCAAGCAAGAAGAAACUGUUGAUAAAGAGUCUGAAAUGAAGGUGCCUGCUAUAUGCUUGAAGGUGUCUGAGAAUGUGACUAAGGCAAAAACAGCUUCAGAAAGUGUGUCUAGCAUGUCUACGCAGUCUCUCCCAGCAGAAACAAAGGACAUGGCUUUGGAAGCUAAGGAGCAGAAACAUGAAGACAGACAGAGCAACACACCCUCUCCUCCUGCUAGUACCUUCUCCUCGGGUACUUCUACCACCAGUGAUAUUGAAGUUUUAGAUCAUGAAAGUGUAAUAAGCGAGAGCUCAGCAAGUUCAAGACAGGAGACUACAGAUGCCAAAUCAAGUCUUCACCUGAUGCAGACGUCUUUUCAGCUUCUCUCUGCAUCUGCUUGUCCUGAGUAUAAUCGUUUAGAUGAUUUCCAAAAGCUCAACGAGAGUUGCUGCUCAUCUGAUGCUUUUGAAAGAAUAGACUCAUUUAGUGUACAGUCAUUAGAUAGCCGGAGUGUCAGCGAAAUCAAUUCAGAUGAUGAGCUGUCAGGCAAGGGAUAUGCUUUAGUGCCUAUUCUAGUUAAUUCUUCCACUCCAAAGACUAAAAUAAUUGACUCUAUUGAGGGAAAAGCUGAAGAAGUAGUAAAUGAUGAAACAGUUAUACCCACUGAAGAAGCAGAAAUGGAGGAAAGUGGACGCAGCACCACACCUGUUAACUGUGAACAGCCAGAUACGCCAGUUGAACAGCCAGAUACUCUGGUUUCUUCUGUGCCUACAACUGAAGGAUGUAACACUGCCUUAGAUGAGCUAUCUGAGCAGCGUGAAGUUGCAGAAAGCCAGCCAGAAGUACUUUCUGAGAAGGAAGAUGUUUGCAAGACCAUUGAAUUUCUGAAUGAGAAACUGGAAAAAAGGGAGGCUCAGUUAUUAUCUCUUAGUAAAGAAAAAGCACUUUUAGAAGAAGCUUAUGAUAACCUGAAAGAUGAAAUGUUCAGAGUCAAAGAAGAAAGCAGCAGCAUUUCUUCCUUGAAAGAUGAGUUUACUCAGCGGAUUGCAGAAGCAGAAAAGAAAGUACAGCUCGCCUGCAAAGAGAGAGAUGCUGCUAAAAAGGAAAUAAAAAAUAUGAAAGAAGAACUUGCUACUAGAUUAAAUAGUAGUGAAACUGCAGACCUUUUAAAAGAGAAAGAUGAACAGAUUCAAGGAUUAAUGGAAGAAGGAGAAAAGCUUUCAAAGCAGCAGCUACAUAAUUCUAAUAUCAUUAAGAAAUUAAGAAUUAAAGACAAAGACAGUGAAAAUACUAUUGCAAAGCUGAACAAAAAAGCUAAAGAGCAAGAAGAGGAGUUGCAGCAUUUAAAACAGGUCCUUGAUGGCAAAGAAGAAGUUGAGAAACAACAUAGAGAAAAUAUUAAGAAACUAAAUUCUGUGGUAGAACGCCAAGAGAAAGAUCUUGGCCGACUUCAAAUAGACAUGGAUGAACUUGAAGAAAAGAACCGCAGUAUUCAGGCUGCCCUGGAUAGUGCAUACAAAGAACUUACUGAUCUUCACAAAGCCAAUGCUGCAAAGGAUAGUGAGGCACAGGAAGCUGCUCUGAGUCGUGAAAUGAAAGCUAAAGAAGAACUUUCUGCAGCCCUAGAUAAGGUUCAAGAGGAAGCCCGUCAGCAACAAGAAACAUUGGCAAUUCAGGUGGGGGACCUGAGACUGGCACUGCAACGUGCAGAGCAAGCAGCUGCGAGGAGAGAGGAUUAUUUACGCCACGAGAUCAGUGAGCUUCAGCAGAGACUCCAGGAAGCAGAGAAUCGAAACCAAGAACUGAGUCAAAGUGUUUCUUCAACAACAAGGCCAUUGCUUCGGCAAAUAGAAAAUUUGCAAGCUACCUUAGGGUCCCAGACAUCAUCAUGGGAGAAAGUGGAGAAGAAUCUUUCUGAUAGGCUUGGUGAAUCCCAGACCUUGUUGGCAGCAGCAGUUGAAAAAGAGCGUGCAGCUACAGAAGAACUCCUUGCCAACAAAAUUCAGAUGUCUGCAGUGGAAUCACAGAAUGCUCUCUUAAGACAAGAAAACAGUCGAUUUCAAGCCCAACUGCAAUCAGAGAAAAGUAAGCUAAGAAAACUAGAGGAUGAAAAUAAUCGGUACCAGGUUGAAUUAGAAAACCUAAAAGAUGAAUAUGUAAGAACACUUGAAGAGACAAGGAGAGAAAAGACGCUGUUGAAUAGUCAGUUAGAAAUGGAAAAACUGAAAGUUGAACAAGAAAGGAAGAAAGCUAUUUUCACUCAGGAAGCAUUGAAAGAGAAGGAACCAAAACUAUUUUCAGUUUCCAGCACUCCCACCAUGUCACGCUCAAGUUCAAUAAGUGGAGUUGAUAUGGCAGGGCUACAAACAUCUUUUCUGUCUCAGGAUGAGUCUCAUGAUCAUUCAUUUGGACCAAUGGCUACAUCAGCAAGUGGAAGCAACCUUUAUGAUGCUGUGAGGAUGGGAGCAGGAUCGAGUAUUAUUGAAAGUCUACAGUCUCAGCUGAAGCUACGAGAAGGAGAAAUUACCCAUUUACAGAUGGAAAUUGGUAAUCUAGAAAAAACUCGAGCAAUAAUGGCUGAAGAGCUAGUUAAAUUAACAAAUCAAAAUGAUGAACUUGAGGAGAAAGUAAAGGAGAUACCCAAACUUCGUACUCAGUUAAGAGAUUUGGAUCAAAGAUACAACACUAUUCUGCAGAUGUAUGGAGAAAAAGCAGAAGAAGCAGAAGAACUUCGGUUAGAUCUUGAAGAUGUGAAAAAUAUGUAUAAAACUCAAAUAGAUGAACUUUUAAGACAAAGACUUAGUUAACUUCUGAAAAUUGAAUUCCUGUCAAGCUGAAUGUUAGCAUCUAAUAUCUAAAUGCAAACUUCCAAUAAAUUGUUUUAUAGAAUUAGAAAAUA